Molecule: messenger RNA, 2772 nt
Organism: Aspergillus tanneri
Lineage: Eukaryota; Fungi; Ascomycota; Eurotiomycetes; Eurotiales; Aspergillaceae
Gene: ADE3
Product: C-1-tetrahydrofolate synthase
Exons: 5
Coding region: 1-2772 (923 amino acids)
Biological process (GO): tetrahydrofolate interconversion
Cellular component (GO): cytosol
Molecular function (GO): ATP binding; methylenetetrahydrofolate dehydrogenase (NADP+) activity; methenyltetrahydrofolate cyclohydrolase activity
Source: RefSeq, a predicted model, not a curated record
AUGGCGGCCACUAAAAUCGAUGGCACGCAAAUUGCCAGGAACAUCAGGGAGGGAUUGAAGAAUGAGAUCGCGACGAUUCAGCAGUCCAGUCCGAGAUUCAAACCCAGCUUGGUGAUUUUCCAGGUGGGCGAAAGAUCGGAUUCAAGCACGUACGUGCGCAUGAAGUUGAAGGCUGCUGAGGAGCCAGAGAUCUUGCAGGAAAUCACCAAGGCCAACCAUGACCCUUCUGUGCACGGCAUUCUCGUCCAAUUACCUCUUCCACAACAUCUGUCUGAACACGCCGUCACCUCCGCAGUCGCUGAUGAAAAGGAUGUCGAUGGUUUCGGGGCCAUCAACAUUGGUGAGCUGGCUAAGAGGGGCGGUCAUCCCCUCUUCGUACCUUGCACACCGAAGGCUGUGAUGGAGCUCCUGCGCGUGAGUGGAGUAGACCCCGCGGGCAAGCAAGCUGUGGUUCUUGGCCGGAGUGACAUUGUUGGGAGCCCAGUCAGCUAUCUGCUGAAGAAUGCAGAUGCCACUGUGACGGUGUGCCAUUCGAAGACCCCCAACAUGGCGGAGAUAGUGAAAACUGCGGAUAUUGUUGUCGCAGCAAUUGGGCAGACAGAGUUUGUCAAGGGAGAAUGGCUGAAGCCUGGCGCGGUCGUCAUUGACGUCGGCAUUAACUACAAACCUGAUGCCUCCAGAAAAUCUGGACAGCGCCUUGUUGGUGAUGUUGAUUUUGAGUCUGCUGCCCAAGUCGCUUCUCAGAUUACCCCCGUUCCCGGUGGUGUUGGCCCGAUGACGGUAGCCAUGCUUAUGCAAAACGUGGUCAACUCGGCCAAGGCGUACUUCGAAAAGCAAAGGGAUAGGAGCAUCACUCCGCUACCACUGAAGCUGGUCCGCCCCGUCCCCUCCGAUAUUGCCAUCUCUCGCGCGCAAUAUCCCAAGGCAAUUACGGAUAUCGCUUCCGAGAUCGGCAUCGCUCCGCAUGAGCUUGAGCCUUAUGGCCAUACGAAGGCUAAAGUUAGCCUCGAGGUCCUCGACCGCUUAGCUCACCGCCGAAAUGGAAAGUAUAUCUUGGUAUGUGGCAUCACUCCAACGCCACUUGGCGAGGGCAAGUCGACGACCACUCUGGGACUUACCCAAGCGAUUGGUGCGCACUUGAAUCGCAUUGUGUUUGCCAAUGUCCGCCAACCGAGUCAGGGCCCUACCUUCGGUAUCAAGGGUGGAGCUGCUGGUGGUGGGUACAGCCAAGUUAUUCCCAUGGAUGAGUUCAAUCUGCAUUUGACUGGUGACAUCCAUGCGAUCACGGCCGCCAACAACCUUCUUGCCGCGGCCAUUGAGACGCGCAUGUUCCACGAGGCUACCCAGAAGGAUGCUGCGCUGUACAAGCGGCUGGUCCCCACUAAGAAGGGUAAGCGUGAAUUCCAGCCUAUCAUGUUCAAGAGAUUGAAAAAGUUGGGCAUUACCAAGACCAACCCCGAUGAUCUUACCGAGGAAGAAAUCCACCGGUUUGCGCGCCUUGACAUUGACCCUGAGACCAUCACGUGGCGCCGGGUAUUGGAUGUGAACGACCGACACCUGCGGGGCAUUACCGUCGGCCAGGCCAAUACCGAGAAGGGCCAUACUCGUGAAACCGGCUUUGAUAUCUCCGUCGCGAGCGAAUGCAUGGCCAUCCUUGCGCUGAGCAACAGCCUCGAGGACAUGCGCGAGAGGCUGGGACGCAUGGUGGUGGCUACAUCUAAGAGCGGAGAUCCCGUUACCUGUGAUGACAUUGGCGCUGGCGGUGCUCUGGCGGCGCUGAUGAGGGACGCCAUCAAGCCGAACAUGAUGCAGAGUUUGGAAGGCACUCCCGUGCUGGUCCAUGCCGGCCCCUUCGCCAACAUUAGCAUUGGAUCAAGUUCGGUGAUUGCCGAUAAACUGGCGCUGAAGCUGGCGGGUACGGAGCCCGAUGAGGACCACGAUGCCAAGACUGGGUUCGUCGUGACUGAGGCUGGAUUCGACUUCACUAUGGGUGGAGAACGGUUCUUCAAUAUCAAAUGCCGGUCCUCUGGUCUAUCGCCCGACGUCGUUGUUAUCGUGGCCACCGUUCGCGCCCUCAAGGUUCACGGGGGAGGACCGGAGAUCAGCCCCGGAGCAGCUUUGAACGAGGUCUACCGGACGGAGAAUGUCGAUCUCCUCCGCAAGGGCUGCGUCAACAUGAAGAAGCACAUUGAGAAUGCGCGGCUGUACGGAGUCCCCGUGGUGGUGGCUAUCAACCAGAUGGAGACCGAUACAGAGGCAGAGAUUGCCGUUAUUCGGGAGGAGGCCAUGGCGGCGGGCGCCGAGGAUGCGGUGCCGGCCAACCACUGGGCGGAGGGCGGAGCAGGGGCGGUGGACUUGGCCAAGGCGGUGCUGACGGCGAGCUCCAAGCCCAAGGACUUCCAGCUCCUGUAUGGAACCGACGGGACGAUCCAGGAGCGCAUCGAGCGCAUCGGCAAAGCUAUGUACGGAGCGGCGAAAGUUGAGUUCAGCGAGCUGGCGCAGAAGAAGGUGGACACGUACAAGGCGCAAGGAUUUGGGCAUCUCCCCAUCUGCAUUGCCAAGACGCAGUACUCGCUCAGCCACGACCCCGCGUUGAAGGGAGCACCGACGGGAUUUACUGUUCCUAUCCGGGAUGUUCGCUUGGCGGUGGGCGGUGGGUAUCUGUACGCCCUUGCGGCGGAUAUCCAGACCAUUCCUGGGUUGCCCACUGCACCGGGCUAUUUGAACGUUGACAUUGACACGGAAGCCGGGGAGAUUGAUGGAUUGUUCUAA